This is a messenger RNA of Penicillium canariense, 651 nucleotides long. Its product is annotated as rRNA-processing protein RRP17. Gene Ontology annotation, cellular component: nucleolus. Bases 1 to 651 code for a protein of 216 amino acids. The transcript has 2 exons. The record is from RefSeq and is a predicted model, not a curated record. Gene Ontology annotation, molecular function: RNA binding. Lineage: Eukaryota; Fungi; Ascomycota; Eurotiomycetes; Eurotiales; Aspergillaceae.
AUGGGUCCCGUCUCCAAACGUCGCAAGACUUCUAAAGUCGAAGAGGUCAAUUUCGACGCCAGUGCCCGCGAGGAAUAUCUGACUGGGUUUCGGAAGCGAAAGCAACAGCGCAUUAAGAAUGCACAAGAAAUAGCGGCGCAGAAAGCCAAAGAGGAGAAGCGCAUGGAUCGCAAGAAGCUGCGCGAAGAUCGGGCUGCUGAGUUCAACCGAGCGAUGGAGGAGCACAAAUUGGCGCUUAAGCGCCUUAGGGAGGAAGACAACAGCGACGCUGGCGUCUCUAACUCUGACGAGGAGAGCGACGGGGAGUGGGAGGGCUUUGAGGAACCGCCGGCGGUGGACUACGAGGCCGAAUACAUCGACGAAGACAAGUACACUACCGUGACCGUGGAGGAAAUGGACUCAUCGCGAGAGGGUCUGCGCAAGUCGAUACAGGAACAAGACUCCGAGGACGAGAACGAGGACAAAAAGCGCGAAUCCGCCAAGCCGACUGAGGAAGAGGCCAAGCCGACCCAGAAGCGAAAGGUGACAACCGACAAGCCCAAGAAGAAGAAAAAGCAGUUCCGCUACGAAAGCAAGCAGGAUCGCAAGCUCACCGCGGCCAAGCAGCGGCUAACAAAGUCCAAGAAGGCUCAGGCACGGAGGGAGCGGUGA